AUUUGUGUGUCAGUUCUCAUUUUCCUUGAUGAUACGGAUAAAGAUGAAUGAGUGAAUAAUUAAAAAAAAAAAAAGACGUGGAGCAUGGGUUUUGGGGAGAGGCGGAGAUGGAUUCCGCUGGUGCCUAAUUUGUAGUGAUACUGGCGACGAUUUAAAAGGUUUUUAACGACGACUUAUGAUGUCACUAGAAUUGGUCGAUAUAUCUGCCCCCAAACCCUAUUCUUCAUCAUUUGCCUCAUUUUCUUUUUCUAUGAAGUCUCUCUCCCUCGAGCGGCGCUGGUGAUCUCCUUUCCUCUUAGGGCUCCGAAAACGGCGGCUAAGCAAGGAUAUCGUCCUCUCCGGCCUCUCUCUUCAGCAGAUUCCGGCAACCACCGUCCUCUUCGGCGAGUGACAGUGCCGCCGGCGUGCUCUCCACUUUUGCAGAUCUGAUAAGCGCUACACUUAUAAAAUGUCGAUAGACAAGACUUGGAUUAACAAUCCAAAUAAAGUGUCUGAUGAAUAUAAAGCUGGAGUGUUGGCAUUUGUUGAGAGAGCUAGUCAUUUUGUGGAUGCAGGGGGACGGGUGAAGUGUCCUUGUAACAAGUGUAUUAAUAUCCAAUUUCAGACUAUCGAUGCAUUAGAAAGCCAUCUUUUCAAGAAUGGGUUUUUACAAAUAUAUACUAAUUGGAAUUGGCAUGGAGAAGAUGAAAUAAUACUAACAAAUAAAGUGGUGCAACAAUGUUUAAAGGAUGAGAUGAUGGAUGCUCUUAAUGAUACAGUACAACUUGAAAAUAACAAAGAUGAAGAAAACAAGCGUGAUGAUAAGAUACCUACAACUAAGGAAAGCGAGCAUGAUGAUGAGAUGCCUACAUCUGAAGAAAGUGAGCGUGAUGAUGAGACAUAUACAACUGAAGAAUACGAUUGUGAUGAUGAGAUACCUACUAAUGACUUCAUAGAUGGACAAUAUUAUAAUGAUUUAUUUGCUGAGAUGGAGGCUCCAUUAUUCCCUGGAUGUGAGAAAUACACAUAUUUGAAUUUCUUAGUUAAGUUGAUGCACUUCAAAGUGUUGGGGAAAAUUCCUAAUAAGAUUUUUGAUGGAAUGUUGGAAUUGUUACAAGAUGCAUUUCCAGCUCCAAAUAAGUUACCAAAAUCAUAUUAUGAUGCAAAGAUGUUGCUGCGUAAACUAGGCCCUGCUGGAAUCCCGGAGACAUGGCUUACAACUCAUCACAUUGACGACAAAGGGUCGGUCACUAAGGACGCGAAGGAUAACUAUGAAAAGUUGAUAAAUGUGCUUGAGACGCAUUCACAGUUUUCUGCGAGUUCGUCAGCUGGCAGUGCGCAACAUGCUACGCCAGCUGUACUUCCUCAACCUCAGUAUAGUUCUGAGGCAAUGCGAGAGAUGAUGGAGCGCAUAAAAGCCUUGGAGGAGCAUGUGACUAUGUUGUAUACAGUAUCUAAAUCUUCUCCACAUCCACCUAAUCAAGAUCCUGCAGCACCAAGCAAGUAGGAAGAAUAAUCUUAUUUAUGUAUUUUAUUUUUUAGGACUUUUUUACCUAACGAACUUUGUGAACCUGAACGAUUAACAUAUAUUUAUAAUUAAUUCUAAUUCUUAUUAUAUAA
Humulus lupulus (European hop) is the source of this 1599-nucleotide messenger RNA. RefSeq lists its product as uncharacterized. The transcript has 4 exons. NCBI's taxonomy places the organism in Eukaryota, Viridiplantae, Streptophyta, Magnoliopsida, Rosales, Cannabaceae. The record is from RefSeq and is a predicted model, not a curated record. The coding region runs from base 449 to 1486 and encodes 345 amino acids.